This is a messenger RNA of Chaetomium strumarium, 713 nucleotides long. RefSeq lists its product as uncharacterized. Lineage: Eukaryota; Fungi; Ascomycota; Sordariomycetes; Sordariales; Chaetomiaceae. Bases 61 to 429 code for a protein of 122 amino acids. The record is from RefSeq and is a predicted model, not a curated record. The transcript has a single exon.
UAUGGACCCAAGCACAGGGCCAGUGGCAGGUCGACUUCGUCUGCUUUUAAGGCGCCUGCAAUGGGCUGGUCCUGUCUUAUUUUCCGGCAUACCCUCGCGGCAGCACUGUGCCCUUCCUUUUCUUUUCCUAUUUCCCCUGAUUUCUGCAACCCGUUGCUCUCUUCGACGCACCAAGUGCAUGCGUCGGAGCGGCAAAAGAGAGUGAGAAGCAGCGCGGUGAAUCAAGAGAGUGGAGAUUGGCCCUUGCACUGGACUGCCCCCGACUUGGUACAUUCGAUACAUACCUUACCUAAGGUACAUCCAAUACCUACACUACCUUACUCUUUGCCGCUGUGUUUCGGCGCUGCCUCUUUUCACGCGCCUAGGCUCUUUUGCCGCACGACAAGCGCCGGCCGAAUUCCAAGGGUCCCUGAGAAGGGAGGUUGGUAGACUUUAGGUGUUCGUUGCCGCCCCCAUAGAGGCCUGCCCACACCGCACCCCCCUCUCUCCUGCGUCAACGGCGGCAUCUGGAUCUCCCCCCCGGUACGAUCGUGCGGCGACCCAAUACCUUACCCUCCUCACCCUCGUCUUGAACCCGCCUCUUCCUUCCGCUUUCCCCCGCUACACUGUGCCCCGGGACUGCACCUUCUUCCUGGGACUUCGGCCUUCACCUCAGGGCAAACUGCACCGUCCACUGUACGGACAUCGAGUCGCGACAAGCGGAACGACUACCU